CCGGCCCCGGGGGAGAGCCGGCUAGCUCUCCCGGCCUCAGAGGCGCAAUCGCCGCGAUCCCGCCCUCCGGGCGCCGGCCCAGCGCCGCGGCCAUGCCCAGCUCGGAGCUGUGGGCGGUGGACCUCCUCGGGCGGGUGCUCACGCUGUCCACGGCCGGGCGGCUCUGGGAGCUGCGCCGGGACGCGCGGCUGGAGUUCAAGCGGGUCAGCGCGGCCGCGCCGUGCUGCUGGGGCAUCGCCUGCGACAACCAGGUGUACGUGCUCGUGGGCGCCAGCGACGUCCCCAUCCGCUGCCGGGAGGAGGCCUAUGAGAAUCAGCGCUGGAACCCCGUGGGCGGCUUCUGUGAGACGCUCCUGCCGAGCGACCGCUGGCCGUGGAGCGACGUGAGUGGGCUCCAGCACCGGCCGCUGGAUGGGGUGGCGCUGCCCUCGCCGCAUUGGGAGUGGGAGUCGGACUGGUACGUGGAUGAGAAUUUUGGAGGGGAACCCACAGAGAAAGGGGGGUGGACAUAUGCCAUUGACUUCCCCGCCACGUACACGAGGGACAAGAAGUGGAAUUCCUGUGUGCGGCGCCGGAGGUGGACCCGGUACAGGAGAUACAAGUCCCGGGACACCUGGGCCAAGAUCCCAUCGGAGGAUGACCCCCAGCGGUUGCCUGACCCCUUCAGCGACCUCUCUGUGGGGGGCUGGGAGAUCACAGACGAGCCCGUGGGCCGCCUGUCCGUGUGGGCCGUGUCUCUGCAGGGGAAGGUGUGGUACAGAGAGGACGUCAGCCACCCCAACCCUGAAGGCUCGUCGUGGUCGCUGGUGGACACCCCGGGGGAGGCGGUUCAGAUCAGCUGUGGGCCCCACGACCUGCUGUGGGUGUCGCUCUGGGAGGGACAGGCCUUGGUCCGGGAAGGAAUCAACAGGAACAAUCCCAAAGGAAGUUCGUGGUCCGUGGUGGAGCCUCCCACGUCUGAGAACGGGAUCCUGCAUGUCUCCGCGGGAGUCGGUGUCGUCUGGGCCGUCACCAAGGACCGGAAGGUUUGGUUCCGAAGAGGCGUCAACUCCCACAAUCCCUGCGGCACCAGCUGGAUCGAGAUGGUUGGGGAGAUGAUGAUGGUGAACGUGGGGCUCAACGACCAGGUCUGGGGCAUCGGCUGGGCGGACCGGGCCUUGUACUUCCGUCAGGGCGUCACCCAGAGCGAGCUCAGCGGGAAGACGUGGAAGGCCAUCGUCGCCGGCCGGGAGUGUGACGGCUCACGCUCAGGCAGCUUGUCUAGCCUCCUCAGCGCCGGCUGCUUCUUUGGCGACGAGGUGCGGGAUGGCGGCGAGUCCCGUGUGCCAAGCGACUCAGAGGCCAAGAGAGCCGGGCCUGACCCUGAGCGUGAUGUGGAGGUCGCCGGCCCUGCCUCCGCCCCGGCCGAGCCGCCCUGGACCAACAUCGACCUGAAGGAGCCCAAGAAAGGGCCCAGCCACGCGGCCGCCGACAUUCCCAAGGCCACCAACCUCUCCUCGCUGGCACUUCUCCCGCUGGGCCCGGAGGAGCCCGACAGCGCCGACUGCCAGGCGCUGUGGGCCUGGGUGUCCGGAGGAGGCUGUGCCGUGGAGGCCCACACCACACUCAAGUGGUUCACCGUCCACUCGGGCCCGUCCGCCUCCACGCAGAUGCCCUCGCUGUCCAUCACGCCGGCCCAGACCGCCGCCUGGCGGAAGCAGAUCUUCCAGCAGCUCACAGAAAGGACCAAGCGGGAGCUGGAGAACUUCCGCCACUACGAGCAGGCCGUGGAGCAGUCGGUGUGGGUGAAGACGGGGGCCCUGCAGUGGUGGUGCGACUGGAAACCCCACAAGUGGGUGGACGUCCGUGUGGCCCUGGAACAGUUCACGGGCCACGAUGGGGUUCGGGACAGCAUCCUUUUCAUCUACUACGUGGUCCACGAGGAGAAGAAGUACAUCCACGUGUUCCUCAACGAGGUGACAGCGCUGGUCCCCGUGUCCAGCGAGGCCAAGCACUCCUUCGCCGUGUACACCCCCGAGAGGACACGGCAGAGGUGGCCUGUGCGCCUGGCCGCUGCCACCGAGCAGGACAUGAGCGACUGGCUCGCCCUGCUCGACCUGUCCUGCUGCGAGAGCCGCGGGGUGCACGGCCGCCCCUCCCCGCAGGCCAUCUGGUCCGUCACCUGCAAGGGGGACGUCUUCGUGAGCGAGCCCAGCCCAGACCUCGAAGCCGCCGAGCACUGGCUGCCCUGUGACCAGAUGUUCUGGCGGCAAAUGGGAGGCCACCUGCGGGUGGUGGAGGCCAACAGCCGGGGCGUGGUGUGGGGCAUCGGCUACGACCGCACGGCCUGGGUGUACACGGGUGGCUACGGCGGAGGCUGCUUCCAAGGCCUGGCCAGCCGUACCAGCAACAUCUACACGCAGUCGGACGUAAAGUGUGUCUACAUCUACGAGAACCAGCGCUGGAACCCCGUCACGGGCUACACCAGCAGGGGUCUGCCCACCGACCGGUACAUGUGGAGUGACGCCACGGGCCUGCAGGAGUGCACCAAGGCCAGCACGAAGCCCCCGUCCCUGCAGUGGACCUGGGUUUCUGACUGGUUCGUGGAUUUCAGCGUCCCUGGGGGCACCGACCAGGAGGGGUGGCAGUACGCCAGCGACUUCCCUGCCUUGUACCACGGGCACAAAACCAUGAAGGAUUUCGUCAGGAGAAGGUGCUGGACCAGAAAGUGCAAGCUGGUGACCAGCGGGCCCUGGCUGGAGGUGGCCCCCAUCGCCCUGGCGGACGUGUCCAUCAUUCCGGAGAUCCCGGGUGCCCACGGGAGCGGGCCCGGCAUCGCGCUCUGGGCCAUCAGUGACAAGGGGGACGUGUUGUGCCGCCUGGGCGUGUCCGAGCUCAACCCCGCGGGCUCCUCCUGGCUGCACGUGGGCACCGACCAGCCCUUCGCCUCCGUCUCCGUCGGGGGCUGCUACCAGGUGUGGGCCGUGGCCAGGGACGGCUCUGCCUUCUACCGUGGCUCCGUGUCCCCGUCCAAGCCGGCUGGUGACUGCUGGUACCUCAUCCCGUCUCCUCCCAAACAGAGACUGAAACAGGUGUCCGUGGGGCACACAGCGGUGUUCGCCUUGGACGAAAACGGGAACCUGUGGUACCGCCAGGGGGUCACACCCAGCUACCCGCAGGGCACCAGCUGGGAACACGUGUCCAACAACGUGCGCCACGUGUCCGUGGGGCCCCUGGACCAGGUCUGGGUCAUCGCCAACAAAGUCCAGGGGAGCCACAACCUGAGCCGGGGAACUGUGUGUCGCCGCACGGGUGCGCAGCCGCUGGAGCCCAAGGGGCAGGGCUGGGACUACGGCAUCGGAGGGGGCUGGGAUCACCUGUCUGUCCGGGCCAGUGCCACCAGGGCCCCCAGGAGCUCGUCCCAGGAGACAGCCGGCGAGCAGAGAAGGGAGCAGGGCCUCCCCAGUGAGCCCUCGAAGGUGGCCGGUGCCCCGCAGGAGACCCCCAAUACCGUCUGCUGCUGAGGCCGCUUCCCCUCACCUGGAGCAGGUGUGAUGCUGGGUUUGAAGGACCAAGGCUGAUGCAAGCCUUCCUGUCGGGAGCUGUUCUCGUGCUGAACGUGCUGAAACGUGGAUGCCGGAGCGGUAGCUCCAGGCUGACUCGAGACUGGGGAGGGAACCUGGCCUGAGAUCAUGGCCACCUUGGAGGCACUGAAACAACCCAGAAAUGUGAAGCUCUGUGGACGCUGUGUGUUCCCGGCUGCGAGGAGAACGUGGGGUGUGCGGCGCAGACCCCUUCUCCCCGGCCUCUCCUGCCAGUCCCUUCCCUCUCUGCCUCCUCCCUUUCCAGGACGGGAGCCUGGAGCCUUCCAGGAGCACUGCCCCUGGGGAAGAGAGCCCC
Molecule: messenger RNA, 3879 nt
Organism: Kogia breviceps (pygmy sperm whale)
Lineage: Eukaryota; Metazoa; Chordata; Mammalia; Artiodactyla; Physeteridae
Gene: TECPR1
Product: tectonin beta-propeller repeat containing 1
Biological process (GO): autophagosome maturation
Cellular component (GO): autophagosome membrane; lysosomal membrane
Molecular function (GO): phosphatidylinositol-3-phosphate binding
Source: RefSeq, a predicted model, not a curated record